This is a messenger RNA of Sycon ciliatum, 7612 nucleotides long. Its product is annotated as sushi, von Willebrand factor type A, EGF and pentraxin domain-containing protein 1-like. Gene Ontology annotation, molecular function: calcium ion binding; ATP binding; protein kinase activity. The transcript has 33 exons. Gene Ontology annotation, biological process: protein phosphorylation. Bases 281 to 6790 code for a protein of 2169 amino acids. Lineage: Eukaryota; Metazoa; Porifera; Calcarea; Leucosolenida; Sycettidae. The record is from RefSeq and is a predicted model, not a curated record.
AGCCAGGGUAGAAAACGAAGCCAGUGGUCAACACGUACAUAGGAAACCUCACCCGCAUUCGAUUACUUCUUACAGCAGCGUAGAUCCCCCUCUUUGCGCCACUUCUAAUCCUGAUCCCGUCCCGUUUAUGGUGCUCUCAUGUCUUGGACCUGGUUGCUUCUGAUCAAAGUACUCCCGCACUGUUUCUGAUUCUCGAGUGCCACGCCAUACUGAGUGCACAACCUAUACAACCUUAUUCGGAUGAGUCUUCGGUGAUUCGCUGACUCCAGCCGAGUUGAAUAUGUCAGUUCUACUGACACUGAUCCCUGUGAUAAUAGGGCUUUCUGUUGUACGCUGUGACUCUUCUUCUUCUGAUGAACAACCACGUAGUUGCCCGAAGCCCACGCUGCAUAACAUAUCCAAUGAAACAAUCCUACUGGAUUCAUACAAGCCCACACAAACAAUAAACGUCACAUGUAAGCAGGCGUUUGCGGUGAAUGGACAAAGGACCCAUGAACUGGUUUGCCAGACCAAUGGCACAUGGUCGCCUCAGCCUCUUCCGAUCUGUGAGCUACUUCGCUGUCCUAAGCUCAACUUAACAAACAUAAAGCAAGGUUUAAAUCAGCCAUCACUGAAGAGUUUCUACAGCCCUGGAGAAAAGGCAACAUUUAAGUGCAGAAAUGGCUGGAGGGCGAACAACAAGAAAAUUCAUACAUUGGAUUGCCAGAUGAAUGGAAUCUGGUCGCUGCAACCAAUUCCAAUUUGUGAGAGAGUGAAAUGUCCCGACCUGCAAUUUAACACAACGACUAUUGAAGUCGUCACUGCUGAUGCCCUUAACUCAACCUUCAGUUUCCAGGAUAAAGUCAAGUAUCGCUGCGCACGCGGAUACUACUUCCCAAAAGAUACCUCUAGAGAAAAAAAUAUAAGCUGUGGAAAGGAUACUGCAUGGAAGACGUGGGAAACAUGUGAAAAAAUACCAGCCAACAUGAGCUGCCCUCCACCGACUCUGAACAUGAGGGUUUAUCGGAUCCACGGAACCACGGACUCCGAAGACAAAUUUUUCUUCUAUGACACAAUCAAUUACAGCUGUGUUGAAGGCUUCGAAUUCCAUGCCCAAGCCAAAUCACUGGAGAGCAGAGUAAACAAGAUUCACUGUACGAGAAAUUCCACUUGGUCACAGACGCUACCAUGCCACCUCGUGCAGUGCAAGAGUUCGACACAGCGAUAUCUCCUUCCUAAUCAAACAGUUGCCAACUUUAACGAGAGUGUGACAUUCACAUGCAAACCGGGUUACAUCAACAGGCAUGGCCGGCGUAAGGAAGGUCCAGGAUAUACUGAUUCAGUAACGUCCAGAUGUCAAGCAAAUGGAACGUGGUCAUCAAAAAUUCCUGAUUGUCGCCGUGCAUCAAAUAACAACACCUGUCCGUGGAAACUCUGGAAAAAUGGAGCCAAGAGUGGCCCAGGAAAACUCCUCAUGUACGACAAACUAGGAAACUUGAAGAAAACUGUGCUGAUCCAAUCUGUAAACAGAACGCGUGUAUGGUUCACCGUAGGAGGCAAAGGAGUGCUACAGUGUGAGAAUGGGUAUCACGUGACCCGUGACGGGUCGGAUAGUCACAAAGGAAAUUCCAAUUCCACCUGCAUUGGUGCAUAUAAUUGGACGAAUGGCACUCCCCUCUGUGUCCGUGAUGUCUGUUCACAUCCGAGCACAAACCAGAAUAACCCAACCCAAACCUAUAGGUUUGAAGACCCUAUAGAAUAUCCUUGCCAAGAUGGGUACGGAGUCAACAUCAAUGGAACUUGGAUGCUAACUCUGUCCACCACAUGUCAGGCAUACGGCAUAUGGCAUCCGUCACUGGACCAUUGCCGAACCAUCACGUGUCUACAUCCACCUGCAGAUGUUCUCCACAUUCGACAGACGAAUAAAUCCGAGUACAGCGUGAACGAAACUGCUGAGUUUGUGUGCGAAUAUGGCUAUUGGCUGACACGCAACGGAACAGGUCCACAAUCUCAGCUACCGUACUGUCAGGCAAACGGGACCUGGGCUCCUACGGUGGUUGAGUGCCGGCUGGUCACCUGUCCUUGGACAUUGCCUGGCGAUGACAGCAGCACCUUCGCUAACGGGAGUGUAGAAGUCCUUCAGACAUCAGAAUUCAAUACGUAUACGUUGCCAGAGAACAGUGUCUCUACAAGUGUGCCGAUAGGUAUCACACUAAAUAUAACCUGCUCUACCGGGUUCACUAUCCCCGGGCAUGGCAAGGACGUCAUUCAGUCUGAAUGCAAUGCCUCCGGUCUCUGGACGCUUGACUUGCACAACAUACACUGCGAAGAGAUCAAGUGCCAGCUGGAGAUUCUCACUAUGCAUAACAUUACUGCCGCGUUGUACGUAGCAAAAGGCAACAAGAGCAUGGAGUCAAUAUCAAUCAACCGGACCGAUAGCGUUAGCUAUCCGUACUCAACACAACUCAAUGUGACGUGCAAGGAAGGGUAUCAAAUAUCUCAACUAGAUGCUCAUGAGCGGAAUUUUGUUUCUGCGUGCCUAAGUCCUGAUGGAGCGUGGGUGCCGCCAAUUGCAAAGUGUGAAGAGGUCACGUGCAGUCAGCCCAUUAUCAACAAGUCAGUUCAUCUCGAGAAUGCAACAGGUUCCAGGUACAAUACAACACUCUCAGUAGGAUGUCAACUGGGCUAUGUAUGGACAACAGGUGAUACGCCAGGAAGCGACACCAAUGGCACCAUAACAUGCCAGGCAACGGGCCUUUGGUCUCCGGGAACUUGCGAAGUGGUCACAUGCAGAGAUCCUGUUGUGAAUAACACAUUCCCUUUGGAUAAGACAACAGCAUACACAUACAACACAACUCUGGCAGUUGGAUGUCAAAUUGGUUAUGGAUGGGCAACCAAUAGUAACGCACCAGGAAACGAGACCAAUGGUACUGUUACAUGCCAGGAAUCGGGAGUUUGGUCUGCAGGAACUUGCCAAGAAAUCACCUGCAGGUUGGAGAUACUGACUGGGAAUAAUUCUACUACCACGUUGUACAUAGACGAAGGUAACAACAACAUGCAGGCAAUACCAGUGAGCCGGUCCAGAAUCACCAGCUAUCCGUACUCAACGCAGCUCAAUGUAAUGUGCGCGGAAGGCUACCACAUUUCUGACCAGGUCACUCACCAGCGGAACCUCUCAUCCACGUGCUCAAGUAUCAAUGGGGCCUGGGUGCCGCCAGUUGCUACUUGCCAAGAGGUAACAUGUAAUACUCCCGUUAUCGACGAUUCAUUUCUAAUGACGAAUAAGACAGCUUACGAGUACAACACAACUCACUCAGUUCAAUGUCAGCUUGGUCAUGUAUGGACAACCACUGGUGAAACAUCAACGAACGAAACCAAUGGCACCAUAAUAUGCCUGACGACGGGAAUUUGGUCUCGAGGAUCUUGCGAAGCAAUUACGUGUCCAUCUAAAGAGAUAGCAAAUUCUUCUUUAGGCGACACAGGAGACGCUUACUACGGAGAGAAUAGAAGCGUCUUCUGCAACACUGGCUGGUUCUUUGUGAGCAUUGCGCACCAGGACGGUGAGAAUGAAACUGGUCUCAACCCGAAGUCAGGAAGUCAACAACAACGAGUGGGUCACGUUUUCUGCGAGGCUGAUCGAACCUGGUCCCCAGGAUUUUGCUCGCUUGUUUCGUGCCCAACCAUUCCGGUCAGUAAUGCGGAAAUCAACGAGACUGGCAUUGGAUAUUUUCAAGACCAGAUCAACGUGACGUGCAGGAUUGGAUAUCAGUUUGUGAGAAGCACAACAACCACAAUGAACACGAGUGAAUAUCUAGAACUGUUUCAACAGACAGGGAAGAUGUCAUGCCUUGCAAACCAGUCUUGGACCCCUGGACAUUGUGCAGAUGUCGUAUGUCCAUCACGAGAGCUACAUAAUGCUGAUGUUCGCUCUACCGGAGUGGGAUACUUCAGCCAUAAUGUCAGUGUUACUUGCAAUUCCGGAUACGAAUUCACCAGUAGCUCGGCUGAGAAUGACACUGAGACCACUGGAUCACGUUUUACAUAUAAUGCCACAUUAGUCUGCCUAUCGGACAGUUCGUGGACAGAAGGAGAUUGCAAAGAUAUCAAUGAGUGUGCUGACAACAGCAGAGAUGAGCUAUGUCAUCAAAACGCCAGUUGUGGCAACAGUCCAGGCUCCUACGCAUGUACUUGCCACGUCGGAUAUGUCGGUGAUGGACAGAAUGUUUGUAAUCCAAAGGUGAUGAUCAACGUAGCCAAAGGCCUCGACACAGAUCUCAUUGUGUUUGAGCGGAAGAAUGUUGAUGGGGAGUGGGAAUUUUCUACUUUCUAUCCAAGCCCGACAAAUUCCACCCACUUGACCGAGAACUUCGAAAAUGGAACAUUUGCCUUCGUCACCCACGAGCGUGAUUCACUGAAGGGAAAUGAGGAUGGUUGGAUGCAAACAGUUCAGUUCCAGAACACUCCUCACAGCAGUGAGAUACAAUGGGUUGUAGAUAUUGCAGUGAGUGGAGGCAAUAUGAUCCAUUCAAUUCAAGCACGGGAGAGUACGGUCGUCAAGUUUACACGACUACCAUGGCGUACAACUAUCCUAGACGAUCCACGGAAUAUUCCACACAUUCAAUAUCGCACUCUGGAUUUCGACUGCUAUUCAACGGAAUGCCCUUGGAUAGAAGAAAGGCUGAACAGAACGGAAUUUACAGCAGCUCUCAAAGGUGGAAGUAAUUAUGAAUUCCGUAUGUUCAUAAAGAGGACAGGUAGAGAUGCUCGCAGUGUCGCUGACGAAGACGGAAAUCCUACAACCAGCCACUACACAGUACCUUUGUCGUUUUACGUCACCGAGACAGACAAUGUUCCUGAUGACAUGCAGACCACAAGUUCAAUAGUGACCAUCCUAGCUGCCCUCCUGGCUUUAAUCAUCGUCUUGGCAGUAGUUAUGGCCAUUGUUGUGGUUUGGUAUAGGAAACAGCGAACCGAGCCGUUCGCCACACUACAAAGUAAUGGAGUUCGCCAUCGAGAUCCAGAACGGACGGAUUCGAGAGGGAAUUUGUAUGUGGUUGCACUGACUGCUGUCAGCGGAAGAACGUCUCCAGAAGUGAAUCGAGAGGGGAGAGCAAGUACAAGUGUAACCCCCGUUGCUGAACAAGGCUCACAGUCACCAGAAGUCGAGACUAGCCUGGACAAUGCUACCCUUGUCGUUCAGCCACAGAAGAACGACUACAUUUCCCGACCUGAUAACGACCCAGUUGUGAAUGGAUCAUCUCUCCACUCACCGAGUGUGCCAGGUUCCACGGAAAAUCACAACGGGCAGGACAAGGCUGAGGUGACACCAGGUACCAUUAUACACGGUGGAGAGUCGGUGACAUAUGCUCAAGUGGAGCUCCGCACACAGCCUGCUCACAGCCGGGUGAAAGAAGACGCCGCCGCCGUUCUUGACGCUGAACACGUCGAUGAUUCAGCCACAAGACAGGAGGGGCAGUACAUGCAGGUGAUUGCUGGGAAUGUUGUGACAGCCGCUCCGAUGGGAAACACAAAGAAGGCAGCUGCUUCUUUCACAAUAGUCGAGAAUCCCUAUGACGGUGUUGGGCAAGAUGCUUCGAGUGGACCUGAAGGCAAGAGAGAGAUAAGCGAUGUCCCAGAGGAGAACCCCUACGCGAAUGUUCCGACCGAGUCCCUAUCUCAAACUGAAGAGCCAGAUGCUACUUGUAAUAACCAGGAGGAGAAUGCAUACGCAAUCGUUGGGGAUGUAACUGUGACAGCCCAAACCGAGCAUGGUAGAACACCCGAAGAGAAUCCGAAUCACCUGCAGUACAUACAAGUUAUAACUGGAGGCCGCAACACAUCAGAUACCAUCGACAAGAUAAAAGAGUCGUUUUCGCCUUCCAGUCCUGACGUGACCAUGUAUGCCAGUGUUCAGCAAUGCGCUUCAAUUGAUCCAGCUGGAGGGCUGACCACUACCCAGACGACACCAACUACUACCGUGGCUGUGACGACAUCCGUCUCGUCCUCGCUGCAACCGGACAGUCGGUAUGAGAAGAUUGGGGUGAACUCUAUCAAGCAUCUAGAACGAUUCAGAGCUGGGCGGGAGUUUUCGUGGUACGCUGGAAUGUGGAACCAGACCCUACAGGGACCAUGCUUGCAGGUCAUGGUGAAGAGGUUGGCAGUUCAAGUCAUGGGCCAGGACUACAGCGAACUGAAGAAGGAAGCCGAUACAUUGAGCAUGUUCUUCCACCGCAAUGUUCUGGAGCUAUACGGAGUCGUCCAGCAUCUGAAUGAGAUCAUCUUGGUGUUAGAGCUGGCUCAAACGACUCUCCUGGAGUAUCUACCAACAAUGAACUCAGAAGACCCAUCGAGCCAUGACCGCAUGAUGACGUUUCUGAAGGACAUCGCUUCUGGAAUGCAACACCUUGCAGAGCAGAACUACUCACACAAGAGGCUGUCCUCCGCCGUUGUACAUCUGAAUAACCAAGUUUGCAAGAUUGGAGGCUUCUCACCGAAGCUAGAAGACGCCCAACACGAUCCUGCGGUUGCAGAGCUGUAUCGCUCUGUGUUUACUGCUCCAGAGGGUGGAGAUCAAGAAUCACGUGAUGUAUGGAGCUUUGCCUUUGUCAUCGCUGAGAUCUAUUCCUUCGGAAAGCAGCCACAGCGGGACAUCGAGGAAGGAAAGAUGCUGAAGACCGAUCUACCAUACAGACCUGCGAGUAUAGAGAUCUGUCCAGCCGAAAUCUUGUUUCUUCAGGCGAGGUGUUGGGCCAAGGUGCCGUCGGAUCGGCCCAACUUUACCGAGAUUUGUGAAAUACUGCAUCCACUUUGAUUGGAGGACUUCACGGGCACGUGGCCGCUUCGUAAUAGGGUUCUGGCUGGAGCUUUCCUCAUUCCUUAGCCUUCAGUCGCUCCUUUUCUACUUGUACCAUUUAAUGUUUCUCCUCAUUUUCUCAUCAAGUACUAUCACAAAAAACGUCUCACACCUCCCCGGAACAAUUUCUUUGUAUUCAACUAUCCCGUACAAUUCCGAUACAUGAAUGAAUGGAUCACGAGCAUGAGUCUCUCCUAUUUACACGUACUUAAUAUGGACAGGAUGUAGUCAUUUGAAAUCUCGUAAAACAGUUUCUCGUCUACACAUGAUAAUCCAAGUGUUUUCUAUUCUAUAUCUUCCAUAAUCCCCUCAUGCAUGUACCAUUUUCGGUAAUUUGCAUUCCAUAAGAUGUGCAGCCAUCACCAUAAUUGCUGAUCAUGAAACAGACUCUUAAUUUUUGUGAUAGGACACAUAAUGACAGUAUCUCCAGUUCAAGUAUAUAUUCUAAUCAGCCGUAUAUUCUCAAGACCAUAUGAGUGAUCCUUUACAUGAAAAGCAUCCAGCUACAUUGUAACACUUCGUUUCGCAAUUUCUCAUAUCUAAAUUUUUAGGUUUCUUCCCCUUCUCUGAAAUUUCCAUGACUCAAUUAUUUCAGGUAAAAUCAGUGAACAGUAGUGGUCAUGUUAUAGCGUCACUGGUAAGUGCUAAAAGAGUUAAUUCACCUUGAUGUUGCGCAUGAGUAAGAUGUCAUCGGCUGCGCAAUUUUCCUCAUCUCUCCCUCGAUUUGACUUGCUUCACAAUUAUCUGAUUUGGAAUAGGAUCAAUGCCAGAUCAAUAAAG